GGGCAGGGUAGGGCCUGCGGGCGGGCGGUUUGCGGGUCUGUGCCCGGUAUGGAGCUGGUGGCGGAGCUGAGGGGCCGGGACGGGCAGACCCGCACGGUGCGGGUGCCGUACCCGCCCGAGGAGGGACAUGGCGGACAGCUGCGUGCGGCGCGCCGGGCCGUGGCCGAGCUGCAGGAGCGGGUGAUGGAGCUGCUGGCGCCCCUGGUGCAGGAGGAGAGAGAGGCGGCGGGAGGCGGCGGCGGGACGCGCGGUGAUCUCGAGGAUGAGGAGGACGAAGAAGACGAGGAGGAGGAAGAAGGUGAAGACGAAAACGGCAUCGGCGCGAAGGAGAUUGCCGAUGAUCCCCCUCCAAAGCGGACGAGGGUCCAGCAGCCUUGAUGACGGCGUUAGCGACCGAGUUGCGGCCCCCGAAGGAACAACCCGGUAGCACCGGCCGGCGGUGGCCCCGGGCGGGUUCGGCCGCACCGGCCAGGCCGCGCCUGCGUUUUAAAAGCGAAAAGCCGAUCCCGGCAGUGCCCUGACACGGAGGCCUCAGCGGGGCACACGGCGUGAGCAGCCUGUUGCUUACCGGGAACCAGUGUCACACUGAGAAGAACUGGUAAACGAGUUGACAAAUAUAAAACAUUUCUCAUAAAUCUUCAGACCGAUAUGUUUUUCAUGAGCUUACAAGCCUUUUCGCAUGACUUAAACAAUUGUAAAGUUAUAAAAUCUGGGAAGAGUUUUGUCAGAUCCACUCUUGAAGUAGUACUACUGAUUUGUAUUGAGACUGCAAGAUCAUUACAGUAUUUAAAAUUAGUUUAAAACACCAUUACAGGUGUGAUUCUGGCCAUUCCUGAAUAGUCAUACAACAUUCCUGUGAUGGAGUAUUAUUUUUGUUGUUUAAAAGGUCACCUGUCACUCCUGUCAUUUUCCUGGUAAAGGUCAUAGAUGAAGUAGAUUGAGAGAAGUUGAAAUCUUGGUUUCAGUUAAGUCCUCACUUUCAGUCACAGGCAGGAAGGUGACAAGCCAGUGUGAUUCUGAUAAUUAUUAAACAAUUUAAGAAAUGCUGUCCCAAGUCUGUCUUCUCCAAAGGUUUUUUUCUUUUAUUUCACACAGCAGUUAAAUUUUAUAAACUUCUUUCCAUCCCUGAGUUUUUUCCAGGUUGAUUUAUAGGCUUAUGCAGUAGCUAAGUCCAACAAAGUGAACAUCAUAACUUAAUGCCCUCCUUAUGGUGAACUUCAGGCAUUUCUUUUAACUAAAGAAGAGAAUGAUUUUUUUUUUUUAGCUGCUUCAUAAGAAACAAAACUUUGUGCAGAAGCUAGGGCAAACGCAAUAGGGAUCUAGAGCAGAUGCUAUAGUGUAUUUAAAGGCCAUGGAGGAGCAUCAGUAUUCCAGUAACACUGAUAAGUGCAGUGUUCAUACAGCAGUGGCUGUAUAAAUCAGCGUACCCCAACCCUGUGCCUGAGGUAGCUUGUUCUUAAUGCAUCAUGUAGAAUAUCAUUCCACAUUCCCUUGCAAGGGAAAAGUUGUCAGUGCUUCUCAUAUGUUACUUAAGUUCCCAGGUUUUAUUUUAUGCAUGCUUCUGUCAACAGACAUAAAAUAUUCUUGAUAGCCAGUCCAUACAGUUUACUGGGGAGCCUCAGACUUUUCUCUAACAAACUGUUUAAUUUAAUAGUGUGAAAAAGCUUUUUUUUUUUAAAUUUUCAGAUUGGCAUACUUUAUGUAUUAGAGAAACCAAGCAAAUCUUGAGACUUGUGUGAAAGACAAAGUAUUGGAACAAAUAUAGGAUAAUUUUUUAUGUCCACAGAAUUGUCUGCAUUAAUUUGAAAUAGGGAAGAAAAAAAAAAUGGAGAAGAGAUAAAAUAAACAUAUUUUGGACACCUUAAUGUGACCUGAAGGGGUCCUACAGGAAAGCUGUGGAGGAACUUUAUACAAAGGCAUGUAGUGAUAGCACAUGGGGGGAAUGCUUUCAAACUGAAAGAGGAUUGAUUUAGGUUGGAUAGUGGGAAUAAAUUUUUGACUGUGAGGGUGGUGAGACACUGGAACAGGUUGCCCAGAGAAGUUGUGGAUGACCCCUCCCUGGAAGUGUUCAAGGCCAGGUUGAAUGGGGCUUGAAAAAAUCCGGUACAAAGGGUGUUGGAACAAGAUGAUCUUUGAGGUCCCUUCCAACCCAAACCAUUCUAUGAUUCUAUGAAAUUCAUAUCCCUUUUCUUCUGUUAGCAGAUCAGACAGAGGUAUAACUGAGGAGGAAAAAACUCUGAAGACAAGGGGACCUUUAGUUGCUGAGCAUCUAGGGUAAGAAAAAACUACAGAAAUUCUGAUCUUGUCAGGCUGCAAAAUUUUAAAGUGAUAAAAUGAUAAGAAUGUUCUAGGGUAGAUAAUUAUUGAAGGAAGUGGCUUAUCGAAAUAGAAAAGGCAACAUUCAGUAAAAACAUCCUAAUCUGACAAAUAUAUCAGAAAAGCUUCUUCACGUGUCCUGCGCUAAACUGAUGACAUCUUUCAUGGGCUCUUUCCUACAGCUUUGGAAGCUUCUAGAGCUACAUCUGAGAGCUGUGUUUUUCCCCUAUGUCCCUUCCCCUUCCAGACUGCACUCCAAAGCACCCCAACAAUGCUGUGAACUAUGGGAUGGCUAAAAAGCAACAUUUGACCUCACUUUACUGGUGCAGGUAAUACUCCAGUAAUGGAACACUUCUUUUUUCUUUCAACCUGGACACAGGAACACUGCACCUGAGCUCCAGAAGAGAUCAAUAUGCAUUACGUCAAGAACAGCCACUCAAUUUUACCUUCAAUGAAUAUUUUCUCAUCCUUAUUGUGGCCACAAAACUUUUAACAAAUGAAAAAGGUACUGAGGCUUCAGAGAGUCUUGAAUAAUUCUAAACCAUAAGCGUACUUGUGACCUAAAUGCCCAAACUCAACAGAGAAGCUGACUUUUCUGAGCCCUGCUGCAAGGUAACUAGGCACAGGAAGCUUUGGUAUGUUGGUUUGGUUUUUUUUCCAUGUCCCCUCCAGAUCUGUUUUAGGAUCUACACUCCGGCCAUGUUCUGAACCCUCUCUGGGGGAGCUCCUUUCUCCUCAGAAGUAUGGCAGCCUUCCACCUCCUGUGCUGUCCUAGCUGAACAGCUGGGGGCAACAGGAAGAACCAGAUGAUGUUGCUCACUGGUUGUGGCACCCUUUUUCCAAGCAACCAAGCCAGCCAAGUCACUGAAGCAUGCAGGUUUUUCCAGAGCUAUAAGAGGCUCCAAAAUUUUCUGAAGGCAGAAAAACUUAAGGCUUAUGUGUGCAGAGAAUACAGCAAGGGGCUCUGAUGAUUUUUACAAAGCUUUCCUAGAGAAUGAAGCUUUAUGCGUACCCUAAAUCAACUGUGGGUUGACUGCAUUUUAAGUAGAUAAGCAUGGUUUUGAGAGGGAAAAGGGUCAAUUCCAUUACACCUGAUAAUCAGGGCAUUGCCUAGAAAUGCAAGACCUUCACUACUUUCUAGGAGAGAUUCACCUUUGUCAUUUUCAUUAAAAGGGUUUGAAUCCAAUUGCAGCCCCCAUUUAAUUCCCACUCGUUCUAGCUUCAAAGCCAAUAUACACACAAACUACUACAGACACCAAUCAGAUUCUUGGUGAAAUACACAGAAACCUGCUAGUUAGGACAUGAUAUUGUAUCAUGGGGGCUAAUAUAAAGUAACUAGGAUAAAACCUGGCAGUGUGAGUAACAGAGUUGGGGUCUGGGGCACAUGCACUAGGCAGAAUUUACUGACCUAGUCACAGGCUUUGAGGAUUGAGAGUUGAGCAGAAGCACCUUCUUGGAGCUGUAGCAUCUUUCUUUCCAGAAGAAACUUUUAUCAUGGGGCUAGUUUUGAGGAGAGCUGAGACGAGUUGGUUCUCACUAACAACCUAUUAUUAAACUGAAUGAAUGCAUUAGGUCACAUGUAAAAGAGAUUCUCAUCCAAGGCUGCCACACAAAAAGCAGCAUUUUUUAGAAACUAAUAGAAUAAUAAACCAAAGAGCAUGUUAAGAAGGCAAUGAACCAGGCAAGAGAUAUAAGGGGAAUUAACAACUAUCCUUGACUGGAAAGUUUUGUUUUAAGGAUGAGCGAAUGCCAAUAUUUUUAAUUUAAAAAGAAGUCAGGUUUGGAGUUCUAGCUCAUUGCUGGAAGAAACAUACUUCAUAAGGAACACAUUUUAUUGCAACUUAUUUCCAUCCAAGUUUGUAGGACUGUAGCCUGAAUUAAUGCUCUUGAAGCUGCUCUCCCAUAGAAAGAAGUGAAGAACAUGCUCUUAAUUGUGGCAUUUUCCUGAGACUGGAAGGGACAAUUAGGCAGAGGUUGAAACACUUGGAACUACCCAGGAGUGAUGCUCCGGCAGUCUGACAAAGCUUUAUCUUGUGACACAAACAAAAUAA
This is a messenger RNA of Calypte anna (Anna's hummingbird), 4367 nucleotides long. Its product is annotated as parathymosin-like. Bases 49 to 378 code for a protein of 109 amino acids. NCBI's taxonomy places the organism in Eukaryota, Metazoa, Chordata, Aves, Apodiformes, Trochilidae. The transcript has 2 exons. The record is from RefSeq and is a predicted model, not a curated record. Gene Ontology annotation, cellular component: EKC/KEOPS complex.